UAUUACGAUCGACACAGUAAAAUAUUUGUGUCAUAUAUAUAAUCAUUGAUCAUUAUUAAAUUAAAUAUUAUUCAAUACUAACGCAUACGUCAUGUGAGUGUAUAUAUGUGUGUUCAACACAUACACAUCCGUCCAUUUUACGUAGAAUUUCUGUGUAUUCUGAAGUGACACGUGCGAUACGUGGAUUGGUCAUUAUUAUAAAUGUCUUCUCGAUAAUUAAUACAGUUUUUAAUCAACAUUUAAGGAUGUGGAUACUAGUAUUUUUUUAUUCAUUACUUUUGUGCUCAAAAGGAUUAAAAGCAGAUAAAAAAGUAAACAAAUAUGUGACAACAUUGAUUGAUGCAAAAUGGAUGGAAACUCCAUUAUUUUUAGAAGCAGCUGAAUAUCUCAAUGAUGAAAAUCCAAAUUACUUUUGGAAAUUCAUCGAAGCAUAUUCUGAAAAUGUUGCGUCCAUACAAAAUGGUACAGAAAAGGAUAAUUAUGAAUUAAUUUUGAAGUUAGCUGGGAAGCAUUUAUCUCCAGCGGAGAUUGCGGUUCUUAAAUUAGGAUUAUCAUUGCGUAUUUAUUCUACCCGAGUUGAAAUGUUUUUUCAAAUGGCAGAAAACAAGAAUGUUUCUACUUUAGAUUGUUAUAACGUAAUUGACAUCGGUGGGAAAUUUACAUGUUCCAUCUUUGAAGUAAAUGAAUUAAUCGCUAAGGAUAAAUGGACUAAGAGAGAUACUUACAGUAUAGAUCAUUAUUAUUUGGGAUCUCAAAAAACUGAUAAAGUUAUAAUAAUGUAUGGUCAAAUUGAUUCUCCAAUGUUCAUGAACUAUCACACGAAAUUAAAAAGUAUAGCGGAUACACACGGAAUCAAUUAUAUAUUACGUUACUACGUAAAGGAUAGACUAGAUAGGAAAUUACGGUUAUCCGGUUAUGGUGUAGAAUUACAAAUGAAAUCGACUGAAUACAAAGCUACAGAUGAUUCAGAUAUUAAAGAUAAUACUGGAAAAGGAUCUGAAACAAACAAUGAUGGAAUUGAAGAAAUAGAUGGAAUCAACUUCGUGACUUUAAAAACAUUAUAUCCAGAUAAAAAAGCUGAAUUAGAAGAAUUACAAACACAUUUGCUUGAAACGAGUCAUGAAAUUGGGGCAUUAAAAGUAUGGCAGUUUCAAGAAUUAAGUCAUCAAGCAGCCGAGAGAAUAAUGAACUCUCCUACGGAUGAAGCUCUUAACGUUUUAACAGACAUCGCUCAGAAUUUUCCUAUGCAAGCCAAAUCAUUGAUUAGAACAAAAGUAAAUAAUGAAAUGAAAAAGGAGAUGAAAUUAAAUCAAGAAAUAUUUUCUGGAAGUUUAAGUAUACAACCGACAGACACCGCGCUCUUUAUCAAUGGUUUAUUCUUUGACUUGGAAGCUAUCGACGUACUUACACUUCUAGAAGCUUUGAGAGGCGAACUACGUGUAAUGGAGGCACUUCAUAAAAUUGGAUUUAAUAGUAAAAAAAUGGGGAAACUUUUAGCUCUUGAUUUGUCAAGUAAUGUAGAUAAUCAAGAGUUUGCUAUGGAUAUUAGAGACUCAGCUAUAAUUUGGAUAAACGAUAUUGAAACUGAUGUUCGUUAUAGUAGAUGGUCACCUGCGUUGACUGAACUAUUAAGACCAACUUUUCCAGGAAUGCUUAGAAAUAUAAGACGAAAUUUAUAUAAUUUGGUAUUAAUCAUCGAUCCUUUAAACGAAGAUUCAAUGGCCUUAAUUUCAUUAGCAUCAUCUUUAUAUACAUAUGUUGCUCCUUUAAGAAUAGGAUUCGUUUUCAUAACUAAUUAUGAUACUUCGGUUACUGGCUUGUUGGAUGCGAGCGUUGCAGUGAACAAUGCAUUCCAUUAUUUCAUAGAAAGCAAAAGUGCUAAGGAAGCAUUAGAAUUUCUGUUAGGAUUGUAUAUCGGAUCUUAUCCCAUAACUGUGGACAUUGUUAAACAAGCUAUAAGAAAAAUAGAUUCUUCUGCUAAUAUAAAUUACAUUCUUAGCGAAGAAUCAGAAUAUGACGUCGGUCGUCAUUUAGCUAGCGAUUUUGUUAAACGAUCUGGUUUUAAAAAAUUCCCCCAAGCGUUACUUAAUGGCGUACCAUUACCGGCUACUCGAUUAAAUGCUGAUUUAUUUGAAGAAGCAGUAUUAAGUACUAUUGUAGCGCAAACACCUGCCUUACAGAAAGCAGUUUAUCGUGGUGAAGUUACACAAGGAGACGAUGUUAUUGACUUUAUAAUGAAUCAACCGAACGUUAUGCCACGAUUAAACGAACGUAUCUUGAAAAUAGAUAAAAAUUCUUGGUUGAAUUUAAUUGGAACAGUUCCCAAAGAUAACGAUUAUACUAAAUGGACUCCCCAAGAUGCAUCGUCCUGGCUCAUGGAAAAAAUGCAAUAUUUAUUUGUAUCUCGUCGAAGUAGUUUGCAUCAUUUAUAUUCAUUCUGGAUCGUAGUUGAUUUAAAAUUAAAGUCGUCUAGAAAAUUGCUGCAGGAAGCUGUUAUUUAUAUAGAAUCAAAUCCAGAUGCAAGAAUAAGCUUAAUCAUCAAUAAUAAUGAUGUUGAUUUUGAAUAUGAUUUAAACAGAAUUGCACUUGCUGCUUUAAAUUCAUUGCCCACAGAUAAAGUUUUACAAGUAAUGCACAAAAUAGUCAAAGAAGACUUUGAAUCCCUUGCAGAGUAUGAGUCAGUUAACGAACACUUGAAAGAUCAAGACAAGUUAUUAGAGUUCCAUACGUACUAUGCUAAACAAGUUUUAGGACUAGAAAAAGGAGCCGCAACUGUUGUAUGUAAUGGACGAAUGAUUGGCCCCUUAGACACUAAUGAAGAAUUUACCAAUGAAGAUUUUUCACUUUUGGAACGAUUUAGUCAGAGUACAUAUGGAGAUAAAUUAUUUAAAAAUUUAAUUAAAUCUCCGUCUGAGGAUGACGAUGAUUAUGAAAGAACUGAUAUUACGGAUGACAUGAUAAUGAAAAUCACUUCACUCUUGGUUCCACGACCACAAACACGUAGUCGAUUCGAAGUACGUUUUCAUGGAGAUGAGCAUAGCGUUAUAAAACUUCCACCUGUAAAUCCUGAUGAAGUAACAUUUGAUUUAAUUGCAAUUGUUGAUCCGGUGUCACGAGGUGCUCAAAAAUUAGGUCCAAUUUUGAAAACAUUACAACAAACAUUGAACUGCCAAAUUAAAGUAUUCCUUAAUUGUUUAGAUAAAAAUAGCGACAUGCCAUUGAAAAGUUUCUAUCGUUUUGUACUCGAUCCUGAACCGCAAUUUACUGCAGAUGGACACUUAAAUGGCGCUAUAGCUAAAUUUACUAAACUUCCUACUUCGUCGCUAUUAACGCAAUACAUUCAUGCACCAGAAAAUUGGCUGGUGGAAGUAGUGCGAAGCGUUUACGAUUUAGACAAUAUUAAAUUAGACAAUGUUGCAAUAGGUGUUCAUAGUGAAUUCGAAUUAGAACAUUUAUUACUCGAAGGCCAUUGUUUUGAAGCAGUAAUGGGAAAUCCACCGAGAGGCUUACAAAUUACAUUAGGAACUGAAAAACAACCGGUAAUGGUUGAUACUAUAGUUAUGGCAAAUUUAGGAUAUUUCCAACUUAAAGCGAAUCCUGGAGAGUGGCAUUUACGACUAAGACAUGGACGUUCAGCAGAAAUAUAUGAUAUUACUACCGUCGAUGGACAGGAUGUUAUUCAAGAUGGCAAUAACGUCAAAGUUUUAAUAAGUUCUUUGAAAAGUCAUGUUCUUAAAGUCAAAGUUUCCAAAAAACCGGACAAAGCUAAUAUGGAUUUACUUUCGGAUGAUGAUAAAAACUCUGGCAUAUGGAAUUCUAUUUCUAGCUUUUCGAAAUUUUGGACAUUCACUACAGGAGAUGAAAGCGAAGAUCAAGAUGACAAAUUAAAUAUAUUCUCACUUGCCUCUGGUCAUCUCUAUGAAAGAUUCUUAAAGAUUAUGAUGCUGAGCGUUAUCAAACAUACGAAGACUCCUGUGAAGUUCUGGUUUUUGAAAAAUUAUCUCUCCCCUACAGUCAAAGAUUUCUUACCGCACAUGGCGAAAGAGUAUGGUUUCGAAUAUGAAUUAGUGCAAUAUAAAUGGCCACGUUGGUUACAUCAACAAACUGAAAAGCAACGAACAAUUUGGGGAUAUAAAAUAUUGUUCUUGGAUGUAUUAUUCCCAUUGAACGUUAAGAAAAUUAUAUUUGUUGAUGCUGAUCAAGUUGUAAGAGCUGAUUUAAAAGAAUUGGCAACUUUAGAUCUUGGUGGUGCACCAUAUGCUUACACACCAUUUUGUGAUAGCAGAAAAGAAAUGGAUGGUUUCAGAUUUUGGAAACAAGGAUAUUGGAGAAAUCAUUUACAAGGCCGUUCUUAUCAUAUUAGUGCUCUUUACGUAGUAGAUUUAAAAAGAUUCCGUCGUAUUGCCGCAGGUGAUCGAUUAAGAGGACAAUAUCAAGCUUUAAGUCAGGAUCCUAAUAGUUUAUCCAAUCUCGAUCAGGAUUUACCUAAUAAUAUGAUCCAUCAAGUAGCAAUAAAAACAUUACCACAAGACUGGUUAUGGUGUGAAACAUGGUGUGACGAUUCAUCUAAGAAAUAUGCCAAAACUAUAGAUUUGUGUAACAAUCCAAUGACUAAAGAAGCAAAAUUGCAAGCUGCAAUGCGUAUUUUACCUGAAUGGGUAGGAUACGACGAAGAAAUAAAAACCUUACAGCAAAAAAUUGAGAAUGAAACUAGACAAAUGGAAAAAGAAGAUAAUGAAUCGACGACUGAAGAUCAUACGAAACAUGAAGAAUUGUGAAGUUAGAUUAAUGAAAUAGAACAAAUGAUAUUUAGUUUAUAACUUUUUCGAUUAUUCUAAAAGAAGGAAAAAAAAGAAAUGAAAUGAAAUGAAAAGAAAAGAAAAGAAAAGAAAGAAGAAAAAACUAUUCUCUACUGUCUGAAUCAAUAAGUAUACAAUUAUCCGAAAACACAAUCGAUUGUGCCAUUUUAAAAAAAGAAAUUAUUCAUCUUUGUCUUCUGUGAUUAAUAUUUAUCAUGAUACACGGUAAUUCUCUAUCAUAAAGGGCAGAUAUUUACAAAUUAAUGAUAAUGUGCAAUAGAUUAUCAAAAAUGAAUUAUUUGGCAUUACCAUAUCUAUGGUAAUGUGAUAUACAAAUAAUUGAAUUUCUCGAAACGAUAAAACAAUACAUAAUACUUUCUUUUGCACGAUUAAUGCGAAAGAGAACGACGAUGUUCAAUGGAUAUACAUUCAAGAGAAAAGUAAAUCUUACUUUUUCAGUAUUCUAGCUAAAAUAUGGACAUGGGACGCAUAGUCCACAAAUGUUGUCGAAAAACUAUUGUGAUUUUUUAUUACCUAUAUAUAUUAUAGUCGUAAACAAUAAACUUGUAUCGUUUGUAAAAUA
Molecule: messenger RNA, 5382 nt
Organism: Polistes canadensis
Lineage: Eukaryota; Metazoa; Arthropoda; Insecta; Hymenoptera; Vespidae
Gene: Uggt
Product: UDP-glucose:glycoprotein glucosyltransferase
Exons: 24
Coding region: 246-4778 (1510 amino acids)
Cellular component (GO): endoplasmic reticulum
Molecular function (GO): UDP-glucose:glycoprotein glucosyltransferase activity
Source: RefSeq, a predicted model, not a curated record